This is a messenger RNA of Cryptomeria japonica (Japanese cedar), 2019 nucleotides long. Its product is annotated as aspartyl protease family protein At5g10770. The record is from RefSeq and is a predicted model, not a curated record. The transcript is spliced from 2 exons. NCBI's taxonomy places the organism in Eukaryota, Viridiplantae, Streptophyta, Pinopsida, Cupressales, Cupressaceae. Gene Ontology annotation, molecular function: aspartic-type endopeptidase activity. The coding region runs from base 337 to 1656 and encodes 439 amino acids. Gene Ontology annotation, biological process: proteolysis.
CAUUCUCCAUAACGCUCCCGUGACCCCUCUCCUUAGUGCACGCCAGUCUGGCACAUUCAAAAAAGAGUUCACACACUCAACCACUCAAAACGUGAAUUCUCACUCUCUGAUCUCUUUUAUAUAGAUUACAAAUUAAAGGUAGAGGAUGAGGCAGUCCUCAUUAAUGGCUCUGUCUAGAAUUAAGAACACAAUGGCUGCAGUAGUUGCAGGAAGAGGUUAUUGUACUGCCUUAACACUCUUCUUCUGUUUGUGUUUGCUGGCGUCAGGAGCUCAAGGCCGUUACCACACUCUGCACGUCACCAGCUUCGUCCGCAACUACCAACAGGAGCUCGCCAAAUGCCCUGCUACGACUACAGUUUCGAUUCUGCCGCAGGUACACAGCAAGUUGAAGGUUCGAGUCCCACGAAAAUAAAUUUGAACCAUAUUCAUGGCGCCUGCUCGCCUCUGCGAUCCGUGAAUUCGAACUGGACGCACCAUAUCUAUCAGAGCCUGCAAAAAGACAGUCUUCGCCUGAAAACCAUACAAUCCAGACGAAAAAAUGUCAGCGCAGUGUCUGCUUCAGCACUCGACCUUCCUCUCCAAUCCGGCAAGCAAUUCGACACGGGGAAUUACAUCGUAACCGCCGCCUUAGGCACGCCUGCGAAGAAUUUCCUGCUAACGAUCGAUACCGGCAGCGACAUCACCUGGGUGCAGUGCAAACCAUGCUCAGGAGCGAACACGUGCUAUUCUCAAGUAGAUCCCAUUUUCGAUCCACAACAGUCGACUUCUUACAAGCAACUCCCCUGCCUCUCGACACAGUGCACAGAACUGACGGCAUCAACCUUAAAUCCUUGCCUUGUGGGCGGAUGCACUUACGAGGUCAACUACGGCGACGGCUCCAGAACCAGUGGAGAUUUCAGCCAGGAAACGCUAAAGAUCGGCCCGGAUUCUUUCCCCAGUUUCGCCUUCGGCUGCGGGCACAGCAACACCGGAUUGUUUAAAGGCUCCGCAGGGCUACUUGGUCUCGGCCGGGAUAAUUUAGCCUUUCCUCAACAAACGGCGUCGAAAUAUAACGGGCAGUUCUCGUACUGUCUGCCUGACUUCGCAUCUGCAAGCGCCACCGGGACUCUGAGCUUUGGCCAGGGUUCGAUUCCCACUAAAGCCACGUUCACGCCGCUCUUGUCCAGCAUUUUGUACGGAUCUUUUUACUUCUUGGGACUGGAGGGCAUCAGCGUCGGCGGGGAAAGAUUGCCGGUAUCUUUUAGGCAGACCUUCAAGGGCUCAGGAACAAUAAUAGAUUCUGGAACGAUCAUUUCGCGGCUGGUACCCGAUGUGUACCAGGCUCUCAAGGCUUCUUUUCGCAAAAAAACUUCUCAGCUCCCCGCCGCCAAAGCUUUUUCGAUCUUGGACACCUGUUAUGAUCUCUCCAAUCUCAAGACUGUCAAGAUCCCCACCAUCACUUUUCAUUAUCAAAACAAUGCGAAUGUGGAUGCAAGCGACGUGGGGAUUUUGGUUGGCGUCAAGGAUGAUGCAUCACAGGUCUGCUUGGCCUUCGCUCCGACAUCUCAGUCUGAUGAUCUCAAUAUUAUUGGCAACUUUCAGCAGCAGAGGAUGAGGGUUUCUUAUGAUACCGCUGGACGGCAAAUGGGAUUUCAACCUCAAUCUUGUAGUGCCUGAUCUGAAGAUAUUUGUUACAAGAAAGGUAAAGAAAUCUCGAAUGUUUGACGCUUUUCUUUCUGCUGUCUGAGUAAUUUUAAGAAAGAAAAGCGUCUCAGGAAUCAGGAUUACGACCCUUUUGCUUCUCUUUUCCCCCUUUUUAGUAAUUUCCGCCAGUAGAAUUUCUUGUUAUAUUAAUAUAUAACUAUGUACAACCAAUCUUGAUGCUCAAGAAUAAUAAGAAUCUAGUAGGCUAAAAAAAAUUCCUGAAGGCAUGGAAUUUAUUAAGAUAAUUUUUCUAAUCAAAAUUUGUUGAUAUUAUUAUUCAGCAAAAAAAUGACAGCUACAGAACUAAGAAUCUGGAAAGGCUUUAUGAGUGAUUCA